Molecule: messenger RNA, 2111 nt
Organism: Oryza brachyantha (malo sina)
Lineage: Eukaryota; Viridiplantae; Streptophyta; Magnoliopsida; Poales; Poaceae
Exons: 11
Coding region: 1-2013 (670 amino acids)
Biological process (GO): tRNA processing
Molecular function (GO): ligase activity, forming carbon-nitrogen bonds; ATP binding
Source: RefSeq, a predicted model, not a curated record
AUGCCGCUCCUCCUCCUGCUCCCCCUCCGCUCCUCCGCCCCGCUCCGGCGCCUCCUCCUAUGCCGCUGUUGCUCCUCCUCCUCCGCGGCCCCCUCCCCCACCGGUCUGGCCACGUACCGUCGCGCCUUCGCCCGCCGCAUGGCCCUCGCCGGGGUCCACCCGCACCACCGCGUCGCGGUGGGGGUCUCCGGGGGGCCGGACUCCAUGGCGCUCUGCGUGCUGGCGGCGGCGUGGAAGAGGGCCGGGGAGGAGCGAGAGGGCGGGGGAGCGGGGAAUGCCUCGGGGUUCGUGGACGGGCUCCUGGGGGUCGUCGUCGACCACGGGCUGCGUCCUGAGAGCGCCGACGAGUCGCGGCUGGUGCGUGAUCGGGUGCGCGGCAUGGGUGUUAUGUGUGAGAUUGCUACAUGUGACUGGCCGGAUGGGCGACCAAAGCAGGGGCAUAUUCAAGAAGCUGCCCGUGAAAUGAGGUACCAAAAACUGUUGGACAUCUGUAUAAAGCAACAAAUAGCUGUCUUGCUUAUCGCACACCACUCUGAUGAUCAGGCCGAACUCUUUGUUAUGAGACUAUCUCGCAACAGUGGGGUUUUAGGGCUUGCUGGCACAGGCUUUGUAUCUCAACUGUUUGCACCUAAUUUAAGAUAUGAUGGAGAUAACUUCAGUCGUUAUGGUAUCAUUCUUGUCCGGCCGAUGCUUGAAUUUUCAAAAGAUGACAUGUAUAAGAUAUGUCAAGGAAGUAAUCAUCUGUGGGUCGAAGAUCCAACAAAUAACAGUAUGCUGUAUGUUAGGAACAGAAUUCGCGCAUCUUUGAGAAGCUUAUCCAUAGAAGGUACCUUUCAGUCAGAGCUUCACAAACUGAUCUCUGCAUGCCGGUUGACACGAGCAUUUAUAGAUAAUGCCUGUAGUGCAGCUUUAAAGAAUUCUUUAACACUAAUGGAGCAUGGAUAUGCUGUCAUUGACCUGGAAAAACUUGACCCACAUAAUGUUGAUGAUCUGUGUCUUUCACAAUAUUUGGCAUAUGUAUUACAGUUUGUUUCACAAAGGCACAGGCCACUCCGUGGUAGAUCUGCUCGAUUGCUCAUGGAUUACAUCCGUACUGUUCCCUGCAAGGCUGCCCUGACUGUAGCUGGUUGUUACCUUGCUGCUGUUCCAAGGUCCAAGGGUACAAAAGUACUUGUCUGUUGUUCUGUUGACCUGAUGGAGUCAUCUUCUGUUGAUAUGUCCUACAAGUGUUCCUAUGUAAAGCAUCCACUACCAGUAUCUGAGAUCAACCAGAUAGUCUCUGAAGCACGCUUAUACUCUGAUCAAUAUCUGCAGAACUACCCAAACAUACCUUUUCUGAGUUCUAAAUUUUCAACUGAUGUUCUGAAUAAGGCAAAGGAUCUCAAGCUAAUGGAUGAUUGUACGUUAGAAAAACUUAAUUACUUGCGAACAGAUGAACAUAGAAAAUUUAUUACAACAAAAGAGCACAAACAUGAAGAACAGUAUUCGGAUAAAACAAGCUUUCCUUAUUUGAAAGCUUUAAACAUCUGGCCUGGUGAAACAUGCCACUUUAUGGGCAGAUUCUUGAUUACAUGGAGAACUUCGGAAGUUGUUGUGAACGGAAUGUGUUUGCAUGACAAUAAAAAGCAAAUUUGCCAGUAUUGCAUGGUGAAUCCUGAUGGAAGUCUUGCUGUUAGGAAUAUGUGUGACGCUGAUUGGUUGUUCCUUGCUGAAGUUUGUAAAAUCCAUUCUUUGGAAGAGAAUAAGAAUGAUUCAAAUGCUUUCUGUAACAAAUUGGAGGAUGAUAAACUCGUGCAGCACUCUAAAUAUUUGCAAUUGUCAGCAAUGAAGUCUCUUGAGAUCCUGAGAUCUAUUCCAGCUCCUGCAAGGCGGAUGCUACCGGUAUUGACCAACUCACGAGGUGAAAUACUGAGUAUACCGAGUAUUGACUUCCGAUGUUGCCCAAGCCUAUCAAUUGAAGCAGUAUUCAUUCCAAAAGUACCACUUGGUGGAGGAUACACUUCAUAUUUAUAAGUGGUUGAUUUUGAUUGAUGAAAAAAAUGAAGCAUCAAGUGUAUUAUAAGUGCUGCUGAGAUAUAAGCGCCUGCUGGCGAUACAAGGCACUUCUCAGU